Messenger RNA from Labrus bergylta (ballan wrasse), 724 nucleotides. Lineage: Eukaryota; Metazoa; Chordata; Actinopteri; Labriformes; Labridae. The record is from RefSeq and is a predicted model, not a curated record.
UCUUGACUUGAAUGAUCAGAACGACAGAGAGAACUUUGAUGAAUGGCAAAGCGAUGAACUGACACUCCACACCCGCUGUAUGAGUAAGACUAAGUGAUCCAGAUUGGGUCAAUUUGUACUCAGAGAUACAACAACCAGCAACUGACGAAAAAAAAACAACUCGUUGAGAAAGAUGAGAUCCAGCCUGCUGUCAGUCGCUUUUCUCUUCUUCACCACAUGGUCCAGCCUGGCCAGUGCAACCCAUGGACCGUUGACAAACUGCUGCGACCGACACUCCAACACCAAAAUCAAAUUAGACAAAAUCAUGAAUUACAUCAUCCAGUCUGGCGGUGCCUGUCCAAUCGAAGCCGUAAUCUUCCGGACGAAGUCAGGGGCAAGACUCUGCUCCAAUCCUGAAAAUAGCUGGGCUAAGAGAGCAAUGCUGAAGGUCGACAGGGAGACAAAAGAAUUGUUACAGCAGAGCCAGAGUGAAGAAGGCGGAUCAGCAACUAUCAUCACCCCAGCAGUGGCCAACACAUCCAACAGGGCCAAACCAGGGAAAGGCAGGAAUGGGAGGAAAAGACCGGGGAAAAAGUCCAAAGGAAGGAGGAGGGGUCAAAGGAAAUUUGUGUAACGCAACUGAAAGUUACCACAGACAACAAACAUUACUCUCUCUGACUGGACUUGUCUUGAUAUAUUGCAUCAACCGUCAAGACACUUCAAACAAAUAAAACAAUAGACUUUA